AUGUCUGCAUCCGCAGAGCACUCUGGCGACAAGCCACACAGGAACGGCGGGCGGUCGCUCGUCAGCAUAUUGGAUGAGAAGAAUGGCGACUCCGACGUAGAAGAUAGACAAGAGGCAGAUGAUGAGGAAGAGGAGAAGGAGCGUGAGGUGCCUGCUGGGUUGUGCGUAGAAUGCGAGGAUCAACCUGCCGAAAUACACUGUGACACCUGCGAAGACAACUUCUGCGACGUAUGCUUCCACGCUCAGCAUCGCAAAGGAUCCCGCAAGCGCCAUGCCACCACGCCUUUGGCCGAGAAUCCUCGCAAGAGGCAGCAAAUAGCCAAGCCCAAAACAGAGGCGAACGGCGCAGACGCAGAUGAGGAUAUGGAGGACGCCGAGCUCGAUGAUGAACUCGAAAAGCUCGUCACCGGCGCACCUGCCACUUCCGUAGCCGCCAACUCCCAGCCCGCACUUGGCGAGGCACCCGGCGAAUGGUUCGUAGAUCGUGCGAAGUACACACCCGUACGCCUUACGCUCGGCGAGCGCAAGAUGCUACGCCUACUAGAUGCCGCCCUACAAGUUUCUGAGUACACCGACAAGAUCGACACGAUUGGUUAUGGACUCAGUAAAGCGAAGCGCAUUGUACAUCAAAUCCGCGAGCUGUGCUCUAUCCUGUCCGGGCUCAUGCUCGCCGCCGACUACAAGAAGGGUCAGGAACUAUUCGAGGACCGCGACUUUGCGGCGAAUGAGAGCUUCUUCCAGCGCCUCUUUGAGAUUGGACGGCGUCAUAAGAUUCAGAACCCCGAUAAAAUGAGGACUACAUACGGGAAGCUCAUGUACCUCCUUCAGGACAGCCAAACGCCCGAGGUCAAGGACCUUCUCGGCUUCUCCUGCGUCAUCCCCAUCAAAACCGUUUACGCCGUCCUCGAGGAACAUAACGCCGUGGACAUGCUCCGCGACCCACUUAUGACGGCCGCAACGCAGGAGAUCGGCGCUGAGAAGCGUAGUAGGCGCGAGAUCCAGAAAGACAUCAAGGCGAAAGAACGCGCUAUCGAGUUGCUGUCCUCACGAUAUACCCGUGGCGGCCUCGAGCAGGAGGACGUCCGCCAAUUACUCUACUCCAUAGGCGACAACCAUGCGUUCUUGCGCGUAAAUCGCGACCCUUGCGAGAAGAUGAUCGGAUACUUGAAAGAGUACUUCUCACCUAAUACGCCGAAAGACAAGAAGGGCCGGGAUAGUCUCGCGAUCAAGAGCGGCAAGGGCGGCGCACGCCUCAGCCACGACCAUUCUAAGCAGUACAUCUUCGUGCUGCAGAGUUUGACGCUGUGGCGCGAGGUCCUGCACGACCUCUUCCACCUAUGGUCGCUCGGCGAGCAGGACCUGUUGAUGGAGGGCAAUUACUACCGCCUGCGUGACACAGGUCAGGGCCUCAACCGUGUCCAAAACGCGCCGAAAACGUCGCGCAUGAUGCACUCCAUCCUCGGACGCGCGCAGAAGACGCUCGGAGGGUGGGUCGGCUCGUCCGUCAUCCACAUGGGCGACCAUAACGUGCCGAACGCGUUCAUGUUCAUCGACAAGUACUCACAGAUCUACCGCAUUCUCCUCCCUAUCACCACCACGUUAUCAAAGCUUCCCGACCUUUACGCUCAGCACGCUCUUCGUAGCUACAUCGACAGCGAGUACGGCUCGCUCGAUAACCUCUACCUGGAGAUCCUUGGCGACUUCUUCCGACACGCGUUUGACGGGUCGGGCGCGGACAACUUCUUUGACGCGGGCUCUUGCAUCGACGGUCGGCUGACCAGCGCGUGGAAUUGGUGUUCGACGCUUGAGAAGAAGCGCUACUUCCACAUCUUCUUGCUUACCGGCUUUGUGGGCUUCGACGGAGAGUGGUAG
This is a messenger RNA of Peniophora sp. CBMAI 1063, 1872 nucleotides long. Lineage: Eukaryota; Fungi; Basidiomycota; Agaricomycetes; Russulales; Peniophoraceae. The record is from the annotation of a GenBank genome assembly.